Carcharodon carcharias (great white shark) is the source of this 4344-nucleotide messenger RNA. It is a transcript of the gene ube3a, whose product is annotated as ubiquitin protein ligase E3A. Gene Ontology annotation, biological process: protein polyubiquitination; ubiquitin-dependent protein catabolic process. The transcript is spliced from 11 exons. Gene Ontology annotation, molecular function: ubiquitin protein ligase activity. The coding region runs from base 435 to 3104 and encodes 889 amino acids. NCBI's taxonomy places the organism in Eukaryota, Metazoa, Chordata, Chondrichthyes, Lamniformes, Lamnidae. The record is from RefSeq and is a predicted model, not a curated record.
UGCAGGCUGGGAAACGCCAGCGGAGAGUCGCCCUCACAUCAAGAUGGCGGAGCGGGGAGGCCAGGAGCAGCAGCGGCUGCAGCAGCGACAGGAGCGAGGCCCGGGCCAGCUGGAGUAUUAGACAAGGGCCACCGAGGAAGCGCGUCUCGCCGCCUUUCAGAGCCGUUGCCCCCCCGAACUCCUCCGGAGCGACAUUAAAAUCUCCAAAAGCUCCCCGGGGGGGGGAGUGAGUGAGCCGGACAUACAUAUAUAUAUAUAUACACACACACACACACACACAGAGACAGAAGCUGCUCGGUGCGGGGACACACACACACACACACACAGACAGACAACACCCUCCCUCCCCCCCCCCCAAAAAAAAACACCCAUCCACACACCGGGCCUGGAGAGGAGGGAAACCCAGGCUGAAAGGCGACCACCUCCACUUUCGUAUGAAUUCCGCCGAGGCCAGCUCGGAGUGUGCGCCACCAGAGGCGAACGCAAGUGAACAGGGAGAACCUUUAGCAAAAAACCACACAGCAAGCCGAAUGAAGCGAGCAGCUGCAAAGCAUCUAAUAGAACGCUACUACCACCAGUUAACUGAGGGCUGUGGAAAUGAGGCCUGCACGAAUGAGUUUUGUGCUUCCUGUCCAAGUUUCCUCCGUAUGGAUAACAAUGCAGCGGCCAUAAAGGCCCUUGAGCUUUUUAAGAUUAAUGCAAAACUCUGUGAUCCUCACCCUUCCAAGAAAGGAACCAGCACUGCCUAUGUGGAAAAUAGCACGAAGAGCUCCCACAGCAUCAUCUGUUGUUCAGAAACAAAAGUGAAUAAGCGAGAGAUGCAGGCUCAAAGAGAAGAUUUUAAAGAUGUGAAUUACCUGACUGAGGAAAAAGUGUAUGAAAUCUUGGAUCUGUGUGGAGAACGUGAAGACUAUUCACCAUUGAUACGUGUCAUUGGUAGAGUUUUCUCUAGUGCGGAUGCAUUGGUGCAGAGCUUCCGAAAGGCCAAGCAGCAUACUAAGGAAGAGCUGAAAUCCCUUCAGGGAAAGGACGAGGACAAAGAUGAAGAUGAGGAAGAAAAAGCUGCUUCUGCAGGGUCCAUGGAUGAUGCAGAGGCCUCUUCAUCAAGAAGCUCCUUUGGGGGCACACAGACAAGAGACAACAAUGUUCAUAAAUUAGGACCUGAUGAAGUGUCUAUUGAUGUUGAUGCAGUCAGACGGGUCUAUAAUAAAUUGCUUUCCAAUGAGAAGAUAGAAACAGCUUUUCUUAAUGCAUUGGUGUACUUGUCACCAAACGUGGAAUGUGAUUUGACUUAUCAUAAUGUGUAUUCAAGGGAUCCUAACUAUCUAAACUUAUUCAUUAUAGUCAUGGAGAACAGCAACCUUCAUAGCCCUGAAUAUCUGGAAAUGGCUCUUCCACUAUUUUGCAAAGCAAUGAGCAAGCUACCCCUCCCAGCUCAAGCCAAAUUGAUUCGACUAUGGUCGAAGUACACUGCAGACCAGAUCCGUCGAAUGGUGGAAACCUUUCAGCAGCUCAUUACAUACAGGGUCAUAAGUAAUGAAUUCAGUAGUCGAAAUCUGGUGAAUGAUGAUGAUGCUGUUGUUGCUGCUACAAAAUGCUUAAAAAUAGUGCACUAUGCAAACAUUAUUGCAGGCGAUGUGGACACAGGGCACAAUGAGGAGGAGGAAGAUGAGCCAGUUGCAGAAUCCAGUGAGAUUACUUUGCAGGAACUACUGGGUGAAGAGCGCAGAAAUAAAAAAGGACCCCGAGUGGAUCCCCUCGAAACAGAGUUGGGGGUGAAAACAAUUGAUUGCCGCAAGCCACUUGUCUCUUUUGAAGACUUUAUUAAUGAACCACUAAACGAUGUACUAGAAAUGGAUAAAGACUAUACUUUCUUCAAAGUAGAGACAGAAAAUAAAUUCUCCUUUAUGACCUGCCCCUUCAUUCUCAAUGCUGUAACCAAGAACUUGGGACUUUACUACGACAACAGGAUACGCAUGUACAGUGAGCGCCGAAUCACUGUCCUCUACAGCCUAGUACAGGGGCAACAACUGAACCCUUAUCUUAGACUUAAAGUCCGACGUGACCACAUCAUUGAUGACGCACUUGUUCGGCUGGAGAUGAUUGCCAUGGAAAAUCCUGCAGACCUGAAGAAGCAGCUGUAUGUAGAAUUUGAAGGCGAGCAAGGUGUGGAUGAAGGAGGCGUUUCCAAAGAGUUUUUUCAACUUGUUGUGGAAGAAAUCUUCAAUCCUGACAUUGGAAUGUUCACAUAUGAUGAAUCUACAAAAUUGUUCUGGUUCAACACUUCCUCAUUUGAGACUGAGGGACAGUUUACUCUAAUUGGCAUUGUUCUUGGCCUAGCCAUUUACAACAACUGUAUACUGGAUGUGCAUUUUCCUAUGGUCGUUUACAGAAAACUGUUGGGCAAAAAGGGAACGUUCCGUGACUUAGAAGACUCUCACCCGGUCUUGCAUCAGAGUCUAAAAGAACUUAUUGAGUACGAUGGCAGCGUAGAGGAUGACAUGAUGAUUACUUUCCAGAUAUCACAGACUGACUUGUUUGGAACUCCAAUGAUGUGUAACUUGAGGGAGAAUGGCGAUCAGAUUCCAGUGACAAACGAAAACAGAAAGGAAUUUGUUGACCUUUAUACAGAUUAUAUUCUCAACAAAUCAGUAGAAAAGCAAUUUAGAGCCUUUAGAAGAGGUUUCCAUAUGGUAACCAAUGAGUCACCACUAAAGUAUUUAUUCCGACCGGAGGAGAUUGAGCUACUCGUCUGUGGAAGUCCGAACCUAGAUUUUCAAGCACUUGAAGAUACUACAGAGUAUGAUGGUGGAUAUGCCAAGGACUCCCGUAUUGUAAGGGAGUUCUGGGAAAUUGUCCACGCAUUUACAGAGGAGCAGAAACGACUCUUCCUGCAGUUUACAACAGGCACAGAUCGCGCACCAGUUGGUGGCCUUGGAAAACUCAAGAUGAUUAUUGCAAAGAACGGACCAGAUUCUGACAGGUUGCCAACAUCUCACACAUGUUUUAAUGUCCUCCUGCUUCCUGAGUAUUGCAGCAAGGAAAAGCUCAGUGAGAGACUACUAAAGGCCAUUACCUAUGCCAAAGGAUUUGGCAUGCUGUAAAAGAUAUGAAUGUAAAGCGUGUGAUAAAAAAGUAAAAUUAUGGGUGUCAGUGCCCCUGUUUUUUUUUAAAAAAAUAAAGGCCAUAUGAUAGUCAGCUACAAUAGUCACCCAUGUCUGUGCCUCCCCUCUGGGGACACUGGGUUGGAACAGCAGAUUUCAGCAACUUGUACGAACAAAUUUUUUUGGUUAGUGUGACUUCCAUAUCAUUUGCUUGUAUGUAUAGUAAACUUUUUCUGAAUAUUUAUUUUAAAGUUCAAGAAAAAAUUACUCAAUCAUAUGUUUGUUACAUUACUGAAUUGAGCCUUUUUGAAUUUAUAAAAGGAAAUCAAAUUCUCCUGGAUGACGUUCCUAGGAUCAUCAAUGUAUUUUUAAAAUAUGUACUAUCAUUUCCUUGUAUCCACUUGGUUCUGGGUGCACUUUUUAUUUGUUCCAGUCCGCUGGCCUGCCACCUGCCCACCAACACCCCCCACCCCCCAAAACAAACCCCGGCCCCCAGCAUUGCUUUGGAGCUUAGGUUUUGGAGUGGUUUGGUGCAAGUACUGCUGUUCUAGUCCCAGAGAGCAAAUUUUUACUUACCUUUAGGUCUAAUAAAAAUGGAAGGGAGAACCUGGAAUGUUAACGGCGUUCUUGAGAUCUUGCUUUAGUUACAGCACAACAAUUCUUGGAAGGUUUUAGAAAAAAUAAAAGAAAAACUUAACUGUUGGUAGUUCUCACAAGUCUGGAAAUAUUAUAUUUUCUGUCUAACCUUUCAACUCGCACUGGAAUGCUGGGUUCGACUGACUGCAUUUUUUUUGAAGUCCACCUCUUGUUUGAUGCUUUCACACAACAAACCCACACACAAUGGUAGAAAUGUUACCAACUUUAUUGCAAAAUUGUAAGUGGAAUUAGCACGUGAAGGUACCCUUACAAGAAUUGGAGCCUGAGUUUCAUCUUUUGACUCUCUCCCAUCAAAUGUCUGGAAUUUUGAGCGUUUUUUUUCCCUUUUGUUUUUGUUCUUGUCCUUUUAUUUGCUGUACCUAAACAAUUUAUUCUUCAGGAACAACAUUACAUUUAAUCCUAUAGGCCUUACAUUAGUUCUAAUGGAGGAAAGGCUCAUUGCAUUUGAAAUAGUAUAUGAUAUUGCAAGAGUGUGGGUGCUGAUGAAAUAAGGUUGACAGCACUAUUUAAACAAUUUUUACUCAUUGACAAAUGAACAAAGGAUGUUAACAUGAAUGAUACUAAAUAAAACAGACUAAAACCA